Suillus subaureus is the source of this 525-nucleotide messenger RNA. RefSeq lists its product as uncharacterized. NCBI's taxonomy places the organism in Eukaryota, Fungi, Basidiomycota, Agaricomycetes, Boletales, Suillaceae. Bases 1 to 525 code for a protein of 174 amino acids. The transcript has 6 exons. The record is from RefSeq and is a predicted model, not a curated record.
AUGGGUGACUUCAAGAGUAUCCCAAUCCAGUGGAGCAGUUGCAUCAAUUGCACAGGAAUCCAAGGGUUUGAUGCUGGCAAUCCAGGAAUAACCCCUCUGCAGCAUUUUGAAGACACUGUGUCUCCUGUGUGGAGAGAUAGUAUAGAGACAAAAUAUGUCUGCUCAAAGUUCACGAGAUCAUGGAUCAGGGCCCAAUCACUGAAGCCUGAUGUUGCACCCAACCAGCAUAAUCUGUCCAUGGAAGCAUGGAAGGUGCAUGCCAUGGGAUUAGACUCCCAUUUUGUCAGGAAAGUCUCUGCACAAUGCCACUUUGAUUGGAUAUUGAAUGAGGAGGGUUCUGUCACAGUGGGGGAUGGAAGUCGAAACAGUAAAAGAGACAACACAGACAUAUUUUUGUCUGGAAAAAUAAUAGACCACAUGUGGUCUGGAAUGGCAAAAAUGCCGAGAGUCCAGUCAAUAAUCAUCAAUGAUCAGGGGAAGGCACAAAGGCUGGACCCUCGCACACAGGGGUCACUUGACUUAUAG